Molecule: messenger RNA, 504 nt
Organism: Miscanthus lutarioriparius
Lineage: Eukaryota; Viridiplantae; Streptophyta; Magnoliopsida; Poales; Poaceae
Source: the annotation of a GenBank genome assembly
AUGCUCCGUCCAGAUCCCGACGACGGAACCCAACAGGCCGGUGCCGAGGAUGGGUCGGGCGAGGCAUCGAUUUGUCUCACCGGCGGCGGCGCGGGGCGGACGCGACGACGCUACGGCAGCGAAGCGGCGGCGUGGUGCGGACGCGGCGCAUUGUGCGAACGGCGGCGCGACGCACGGGAGGGGCCGCGCCCUCGAGGCGACACGGACGGAGACACGGCACAGGAGGGUGGCGCGGGCAGGGAUCCUGGAGGAUGGUGGCGAUCUCGAUGUACAGCGGCAACCUCCACAUUGGUGGUCCCGACAGCGGCGCCCCAGCCGGCCCUCGACGCGAAGCGGUUCCGCCGCCUCGUGCGCAACUGCUCCCGCGCCGUCGCGCUCCUCGCCGUUCACCCAAACCAGGAGGAGGUGAGGGUCGUCCGAAUUCUUCAUUACCACUUCGCCAGCAGUUCCUUGUUUGAUGAUCGGUAUCCCAGUGUAUUUGCUACGGGACUAUGCCACUGCUAA